UAGUAAAUGAAGCGUAAUUCGGAGCGCAGUGUUAUAUCAUGAGUGACGAGUGAUGAAACUCGUCGUGUUUAUUGUUGUCGACAAUUAGCAACGAAGUUUAAUACACUCAGUACACGGACUACACGACAAAAUAUUCAGAAUGGCCGACGGACCAAGUAUUGCCAUACUGGGUGCAGGAGUUGUCGGGAUGACUGUAGCUAAGUUGUUACAAGAUGAAAAUAGAAAAUUCAAUAUAACCAUUAUUGCUGAUUCCUUUAAAGAAAACACGACAAGCGCUGUUGCUGCCGGUAUUUUUCGACCAGGGACGAGCUUCAGCGGGCCCACUGUUGACAUCACUAAGAAAUGGAUCAAUAACUCUUGGUACUAUUGGCAAGAUAUUUUGAAAUCAUCAGAAGCACCGCAAGCGGGUCUAAUGUCCUUUUCUAGUUACAUAUUUUCCAAAGAACAUUACACCGUCACUAGGAACCAUCUUAUUGAAGAUUUAGUACCAAUUUAUAGAGCUGUAGACAAAAAUGAACUGAGAAUUUGCGGCGAGGGAUGGAAAUAUGGAUCGUACUUUUCGACGAUAAAAAUCGGAUGUGAAAGAUAUUUACCCUGGGUGGAAAGACAAUUUUUAGAGAAAGGUGGAAAAAUUAUGACGUCCACCGUCGAGAGUUUUACCUCGCUGCCUGGAAAGUAUGAUUUGGUUUUUAAUUGUACAGGUUUAGGCGCGAAAUUGUUGUGUAAUGAUUACAAUUUGGUUCCGAUUCGGGGACAAGUCAUAAAGGUAAAAGCACCUUGGUUGAAAACAGCUAUUUACGGCGAUUACGAUACGUACAUCAUACCUGGUUUUGAUGGAAUAGCGACGCUAGGCGGGGUUAGACAAUAUGACAGUUACAACAUGAAAAUUUGUAAAUAUGACAGCGCCGCCAUAUUGGAGCGGUGCUGUGAAAUGUUGCCAGCGUUAAAAAAAGCAGAGAUUGUUGCACACAAGGUCGGGUUACGGCCGCACAGAAUACCGGUACGAGUGGAGCCGGAGACGGUGAACGGUCUGAAGGUAGUUCACUGCUAUGGGCACGGGGGAUACGGUGUGACAUGCGCUCCGGGGACGGCUAUCGACGCUGUGCGCAUAGGCUUGGAUUUACUAAAAACUAACGUAAAAACCAAACUGUAAUUUUUGGCAUGUAAGUAAAUUAAA
Messenger RNA from Papilio xuthus (Asian swallowtail), 1177 nucleotides. RefSeq names its product D-amino acid oxidase 1 (gene Daao1). Gene Ontology annotation, cellular component: cytoplasm. Gene Ontology annotation, molecular function: D-amino-acid oxidase activity; FAD binding. The transcript has 2 exons. The record is from RefSeq and is a predicted model, not a curated record. Gene Ontology annotation, biological process: D-amino acid catabolic process. Lineage: Eukaryota; Metazoa; Arthropoda; Insecta; Lepidoptera; Papilionidae. Bases 140 to 1153 code for a protein of 337 amino acids.